This is a messenger RNA of Cicer arietinum (chickpea), 1333 nucleotides long. RefSeq lists its product as uncharacterized. Lineage: Eukaryota; Viridiplantae; Streptophyta; Magnoliopsida; Fabales; Fabaceae. The record is from RefSeq and is a predicted model, not a curated record. Gene Ontology annotation, molecular function: phosphatase activity.
CAAAAUUGCAAAUUACCGAACCAAAAGGAUAAAAUCCAAACAAAAGCUACACAAGAAUAUGCUUCGGUUCCGAGCCUGUCCAUGUGACCGUUGCACCAAACCUAGAUUUAAAUUUCGCCUCACCUCAACACAAAUCCCAAACCUAAACCCAAAACACAACCUCUCCUUUUGUUUUCAAAGAUUUGAAUCAAAUCAAGAAAUGGUAUCAAAAACAAAGAAGAAAACACCAACCAAAUCAAUCAAAGACAUUAACAAGCGUCGCUGGCGCCGGAAAACUCCCAUUAAAAAUGUCGUAGCGGCUUCCUCCGCCGUUAUUUCCUCCAUCCACCGCCGCAUCACCAAACUCCUCUCUAAAUUGGGAAUCACACGAAUCAGUUCAUCUCGCAAAAGAAACAGCUACAAAAUCCUCAAGAAAACAACAACCACACAUUUCAAUUUCCAACAACAAACUUCAUUAGACACCGUUUGCAAAACCCUCUUCUUCGAAGAUAACGAAGCUUCGCUUCUUCCACCUUCUCUUUUAAAUCGCAAAACCGUUUUCCUUGACCUAGACGAAACCCUAGUUCACUCCCAAACAUUUCCCCCACCGGAAAGUUUCGAUUUCGUCGUCAAGCCGAUCAUCGACGGCGAACCGAUGGAUUUCUACGUCGCGAAGCGUCCUGGAGUAGACGAAUUGUUGGAAUCUCUGGCUUCGAAAUUCGAGGUGGUAGUUUUCACCGCUGCGCUUAAGGAGUACGCUUCUUUGGUUUUAGACCGGCUCGACCGGAACCGGUUCAUCUCGCACCGGCUUUACCGAGACUCGUGUCGGAAUGUUGAUGGGAAGCUCGUGAAGGAUUUGUCACUUGUGGGUAGGGAUCUGAAACGGGUUGUUAUUGUGGAUGAUAACCCGAACUCGUUUUCCCAUCAACCCGAAAACGCUAUUCUAAUUCGACCUUUUGUUGAUGAUAUUUGUGACAGGGAGCUUUGGAAAUUGAGAAGCUUUUUUGAUGGGUCCGAUUCAUUUGAUGAUAUGAGAGAUGCUGUGAAACAUUACAUCGCUGAGAAAGAACGACGUUAACAAUAUUAUUUGUUUGGUUUAUUUUUUAAAUUUCUUAUAUGAUGUCUGUAUUGGUGAAAGAAUGAAGUUUGUUGAACAAUGAAUUGUUCAAUUGUUUAGUGAUGAUAAGAUAGAAAGAAAACUGAAAACAGGGGUAAUGUAAUGUUCUGCAUUACUGUAUUGGUACUCAUUAUUUUUGUUGAACUUCAAUUGUUCUCUUAAUUGGGUGUAUUAUGGUUUUAUUUUAUUUUUAAAUCAGAAAGAAAUCGAAAACUAAAGUAUUGUUUACCAGUUAAA